Messenger RNA from Syngnathoides biaculeatus (alligator pipefish), 1616 nucleotides. It is a transcript of the gene prph2b, whose product is annotated as peripherin 2b (retinal degeneration, slow). Lineage: Eukaryota; Metazoa; Chordata; Actinopteri; Syngnathiformes; Syngnathidae. Bases 417 to 1439 code for a protein of 340 amino acids. The transcript is spliced from 3 exons. Gene Ontology annotation, biological process: visual perception. Gene Ontology annotation, cellular component: membrane. The record is from RefSeq and is a predicted model, not a curated record.
GUGUGGGGGUGGGGUGGGGGGGGAUUACUAUCAAUGGAAGAAUCGAUUCUUAAAAGAUUUACAUAGUGACAGAGCUACAAAAAAAGUAAAUUUGAUUUGUUGCCGCAACACCGGAUGGACCGACAGACGGACGAGUAAAUGACAGGUAGGUGGGUGGAUUUUCCCGCGAUGGCCGUUCGCGCCGCCCACAAUUAGCUUAAGGCCGCUUAUGGGCUCAACUAAUUGGCUCGGUGGCUUCCAAACUGGCGUCGGACACUUUGUGCCGCGAGCGGAGCCGUACAAGCUUCCCCGGGACUAAGCGGCUGACAACUUGUGAGCUCGUGGCCGCAAGCCAUGUCGUGGCCCGACAGAUGCGGAGGGUGAGUUAGCGUAGCCGCAAAUUCCGAGCGCUAAGGUCGGUGUUCCGCCGCGUCAAGAUGCCCUUCAUGCCGGUAAAGUUCAACCUGCAGAAGCGGGUCAAGCUGGCCCAGGGUCUGUGGAUCCUCUACUGGACCUCGGUUCUGGUGGGCGUCCUCCUCUUCGGCUUGGGCGUCUUCUUCAAGGUGGAGCUGCGCAAGAGAAGCGAGCUGAUGGAUGAGAGCGAGAGCCACUUGGUGCCCAACCUGCUGAUCGGGGCCGGGCUGCUGGCCUGCGUCCUCAACGCCUUCGGGGCUAAAGUCUGCCACGACUCCCUGGACCCGCUCAAGUACUCCAAGUGGAAGCCCUUGUUGAGAAGGUUCCUGCUGCUCUGCUGCGCUUUCAACGUUUUGCUGCUGCUCCUGGCGCUGCUCUGCUUCCUCAUGCAGUUCGCCGUGUACCUGACGCUGUCCCAAGGUCUGAAGAACAGCAUCCGCUUCUACAAGGACACGGACACCCCGGGACGCUGCUUCAUGAAACGCACUCUGGACUUGACGCAGAUCGAGUUCCGCUGCUGUGGCAAUGUCAACUUCAGGGACUGGUUUGAGGUUCAGUGGAUCAGCAACCGCUACCUGGACAUGAGCAACGAUGAGAUCAAAGAUCGCGUCCUGAGUAACGUGGACGGAAAGUUCCUGAUGGACAGCGUUCCGUUCAGCUGCUGCAAUCCGGGAUCUCCUCGACCGUGCAUCCAGCACCACCUGACCAACAACUCGGCCCACUACGACUACGACCACCGCACGGAGGAGCUCAACAUCUGGACGCGGGGCUGCCGCGAGGCCCUCUUUUCCUACUUCAGCGGUUUGAUGACCAGCGUCGGCGUGCUCGUCAGCGCCACCGUUCUGCUGGAGUGCGCAGACAUGGCGGGCAUGAAGUACCUGAGCACGGCUUUGGAGACCAUGGCGGACCCCGAGAACCCCGAGUGCGAGAGCGAAGGCUGGCUGCUGGAGAAGAGCGUCAAAGAGACGCUUGUGGAGGUGCUGACCAAAAUCAAGACGCUGGGCAAGUCCAACCACGUCGAGGAAGGGGAGGAGGCCCCCACCUGAGGCCCGUUCCCGCUCCUGGACACACACUGUAAAUAACACAACAAACUAAGGUUGCAUUCACAUCUUCUUACACGACAUUUUUUUAACCUUUGUAGACAAAUACACCCACUGUAAAUAGGUGCACCACAAACAAGAUGGAUGAAUAUAAAACCACGUUCAUCUCCCAUUACAGUUUGA